AUGGCAGCACAGGCCCACUGGAUACUAGCAGAUGAAGCCUCAAGAAAUCUGAAGCCCUGGAAUUUAGGAAGGCUGGUUGGAGUGGUUUUAGAUGAGCUGAUACCUGAACUUAGUACCUUGCUAAAACUUCUCGAUCAAGAGAACCUGAGCAGCUCUGCAAAAGAGAAGAAGAUCACUGUGAGCAGCAUCCUACAAAGAUUGAAGCCAACUUCAGCAAACACACUUAGUUACUUGUACAUGAACACAGCUGCCUACCGGAAUGGGACAAGCUUUGUAGAGUCUUUGUUUGAGGAGUUUGGUGAUUGUGACCUUCAUGACCUUAAAGAUACAGCAGAGGGGAAUGAAGAGGUUGAAGAGGUAGAGACAGUCACUGAUACAUCAUCACCCAAAAGUAACACUGUGGACUAUGCACCCCCUCUACCCACAACCCCCCCUCCUGAGGAUUACUAUGAAGAGGCUGUACCCCUUAGUCCAGGUGAAGCACCUGAGUACAUCACUUCCAGAAGUAAGUUCCAGCAGGACACGUUGUUAAGAUUUUCCUCUCUUUUUCUUUAUUUUUGUAUUUGUGUUAGUUCAUUGUUGUCAUGUUAUGCUAAGAACUAUUUGGAAUAA
Messenger RNA from Polypterus senegalus (gray bichir), 612 nucleotides. RefSeq names its product actin filament-associated protein 1-like 1. The record is from RefSeq and is a predicted model, not a curated record. Lineage: Eukaryota; Metazoa; Chordata; Cladistia; Polypteriformes; Polypteridae. The transcript is spliced from 5 exons. Gene Ontology annotation, cellular component: cytosol. Gene Ontology annotation, molecular function: SH3 domain binding. The coding region runs from base 1 to 612 and encodes 203 amino acids.